Molecule: messenger RNA, 1526 nt
Organism: Tyto alba (common barn owl)
Lineage: Eukaryota; Metazoa; Chordata; Aves; Strigiformes; Tytonidae
Gene: ASIP
Product: agouti signaling protein
Exons: 5
Coding region: 389-793 (134 amino acids)
Biological process (GO): positive regulation of melanin biosynthetic process; hormone-mediated signaling pathway; melanosome organization
Cellular component (GO): extracellular region
Molecular function (GO): neuropeptide hormone activity; melanocortin receptor binding
Source: RefSeq, a predicted model, not a curated record
ACAAGAGCACUGAGAAACAGCAGAAAUAAAAGUAGAAAUUAGUAGAGUGUCUAUCCUCAUUAUAAUUUUGUCAGCUAAAAUUUAGUAAAUGCUUCUGGUUUGCUUUCGGGAGGAGGUGAUAUUUAAAAGCAGGCUGCUCAGCAGUCAAACGGGAGUACAAACAACUCCAAAAGCUUUGCCUAUGUUCUGUGCAGAUCAGCAGAACAAGGGAGACCAGCUGCAUUGAUUUUCGUUAGGGCCUGAUGACUAGGACAACAGCUUACUGUUUCGCUUAAGUGUUUGAACUUGGCCUCUGCACUGUUGCAUAUCAUCCAGUUUCACUGCUUCAUUCCUCAGGAUUAUCCAGCUGGAGAUGAUGAGGACAAGGUUUUGACCAGCUUUGGUUUUCAUGACAAUGGAAUUUCUCCUCCCCAGGAUGGAAAGUAAGAACCUUUUCCUAAGCCUACUGCUCUGCUACAGUUUGCUCAGAGCUGCCAAUUCUCAUCUGGUAAUUGAAGAGAAGACAGAAUGCAACCUGUCAAGGAGCAACAAAAUGAAUCUCUCAGAUCUUCCACCCAUCUCCAUAGUAGAUUUAACUAAAAGAUCCCAGAAAGUCAGCAGGAAAGAGGCAGAGAACAGGAAAGCUUCCAAGAAAAAUGCUCUGAAACCAAGGCCCACACCAGCUGCUGACUGUGUGCCAAACUUCAAAACCUGCAAACCACACUUGAAUUCAUGUUGUAACUACUGUGCUUUGUGCAAAUGCCGAAUUUUUCAGACCAUCUGCCAAUGUCUAAUGUUAAACCCAAAGUGCUAAGCCAAACUGGGAACACAAUACAGCUUCUGUCUUUCCUUAGUUUCUCAAGUGCGUAUUUCAAACUGCCCCAUGUGUAUAUCAAUCAAAGUAGAGAGCUUUGAAGCUGGCAGCUUGGAUUUUCCCCUCUUAAAAUUAAAUGGACAAUGUUUUUUUUUUUCAUGGGGUUAAUGCUAUCAUAAACAGGAUUUUUUUUCAGGGAGAAGAACAUCAGGGAGAUUGAUAUUGAACAGGUGUUUUUAGCAAAACUGACCUACCUUUUAAGAAGAGUUGUGGGUUCUUGCUGGUUUGGGGUUUUCUUGUUUGUCUGGGGCUCAUUUUUUUUUUUUUUUAAGGGUCAUAUUCACCACAGACUACAGUAUUGUCUAACCAGCACUGCAAAAUCUGCACCAAUGGCAUGCAAAUGGCCACACUAAAACAGAACUGGUUAAUCCAGUGAGGCACCAAAACUUGGGUUUGCCCACAAGGGCAGCACAGCACCAGCUUCCAGCACAGCCAAAAUACCACGCUAAAAAUGGAGGUUUCAAGGUUAAGUCCCUUUUCACACAUUCAGCAAAAAUCAGAACAAUUAUAUAUAUAGGUUAUUCUACCUGAAAAGACAGACUCAAAACACAAAAGCAAUUUUUUAAUCAUCCCUAGACGAGCAUCACUACAUCUACCUCCUGGAUUUUUAGUCAUUCUACCAGUAAUCAGUAUCUCCAAAGUGGAUAAUACACAUGUAUGUUUGAACCUUGAA